Messenger RNA from Iphiclides podalirius (scarce swallowtail), 1503 nucleotides. NCBI's taxonomy places the organism in Eukaryota, Metazoa, Arthropoda, Insecta, Lepidoptera, Papilionidae. The record is from the annotation of a GenBank genome assembly.
AUGGAGCUACAGCAGCGCAACGACGACAACGGUAGCAGUCGACCCACGGUUGCAAAUGAUACGUUUCAAAAAAUUAUCGGAUCAUUCGGCAAAUAUCAGUUUUGGCUCGUGUGUCUUAUAAUCGUGGCAAAAUUCCCCGUAGCUUCCCAUCAAAUGGCUAUAAUCUUUUUGGCCCCGAAAACAAGUUACGUAUGUCAAGAUACGAAUGCUGAAACGUGUCCAUGUGCGAAUCCAAUAUACGAUACUUCGAUAUUUAAUAGCACCAUAACAACGGAAUGGAACCUUAUAUGCGAACGAAAGUGGCUGACAAGUUUUACGCAAACGUUGUUUCAAUUGGGCACCUUACUCGGCAGCAUUAUUUUUGGAAUGGCUUCAGACAGAUUCGGAAGGAGGCUACCUCUACAAAUAUCAGUCCUUAUGCAAGUGGUAAUGGGAAUUGCGGCGGCCUACACUCCAGAUUUCUGGACAUUCACGUUUAUCCGGUUCUUUAUUGGCAUGUCCGUUGGUGGCGUCAUGGUGACAACUUUCGUAAUAAUCAUGGAGUUUGUCGGACCCGAACAUCGUGACGUGUUGUCUGCGUUGUAUCAAGUGCCAUUCAAUUUGGGGCACGUCCUGUUGCCCGUUUGGUCCUACUACCUCAGGGACUUCUCGGAUUUCCAGCUCGGUAUCUCUGUACCGACGAUCCUUUUGCUGGUCUACUUUUUCCUGAUACCGGAAUCUCCACGAUGGCUGAUAGCUGUGAAUGAGACAGAAAAAGCAAUAGAGAUUUUAGAAAAAGUCGCCAAAGUAAACAAACGGUCGGUGGACGUUCGCAAAGAAGUUGAAACUUAUCAGAAAAAACUAAUGGAAAACAACACUAAGAGGGGAACCGUCAUAGACCUAUUCUUAACGCCAAACCUCCGGAAGAAUAUAAUUUGCAUGGCGUUUAAUUGGCUGAGCUGCAGUUAUUGUUUCUACGGGGUAUCGCAGUAUGUUGGACAGUUGAGCGGCAAUGUGUUCGUUAACGUGGCCUCAAGCGCGAGUGUCGCACUAAUCGGCAGUUUCUUAUCAAUACCGCUGAUGAAGCUGAUGGGGCGGAAGACAAUUGUGAUACUGUUCAACUUCAUCUGUGCUCUUUGCUUGUUAUUAUUAUGCAUCGUCCCCGAAGGCGUGGGCUCUGUCGUGUGCGCGUGCAUUGGCGUCGUCUCGAGCUUCAUCGCUUUCGUAGUCGUUUAUUUGUACUGUUCGGAGCUAUUCCCGACCGUCGUUCGCAAUGCGGCGCUCGGUUUCUCGUCCAUGAUGGCGCGUGUCGGUUCUAUGAUCGCGCCUUUUGUCGUGGAAAUGGGGGACAUAGCGGGCUGGUUGCCGCCGCUAGGGUUCGCUGUCGUGCCGCUAAUAGCCACUUUGGUCACGUUCCUCCUGCCCGAGACGAAGGGCUGCACAUUGACGACAACGAUCGACGAGGGCGAAAACUUCGGCAAGAAGUCCGAUGACAAAAUAUCAAAGCCGUCCGAUAAUGUCGAG